GGAGUUACCUAGUUAGAUUGCAGGGCCUGCAAUGUGAGUUAUUUGGUUGAAGCGGAAAGUGAAAUCGUAAGUUGGAAGAUGGAGGAGGAGGAGGGAACGGAAUCAAAAACGGUUGCGGAUCAGGACGAGGACGAUUCUUCAUCGACGCUUCUGGAUCUCACGAGUUACCAGCUCCAUGACCUAGACUCGGUCGAGUUGCCACCGACUCUCACCGAGUUGGACCUCACCGCGAAUCGCUUGUCCACGCUGGACCCGCGCAUAGGGAACCUCUCCCAUCUGAAGAAGCUUUCGCUUCGUCAGAACCUAAUCACCGACGCCGCCGUUCAGCCUCUCUCGUCCUGGAACGCCAUCUCCGCUCUCGAGGAGCUCGUGCUGCGGGAUAAUCAAUUAAAGAACAUCCCUGACGUCAGCAUAUUCGAGAAGCUUCUGGUUUUCGAUGUUUCGUUCAACGAGAUUAGUUCGCUGCAUGGCUUGUGCAGGGUCUCUGAAAUCCUCAAGGAGCUCUACGUGUCCAAAAAUGAAGUCACCAAGAUUGAGGAGAUCGAGCACUUCCAUCAGCUGCAGAUUCUUGAACUCGGCUCCAAUAAAUUGCGGGUGAUGGAGAAUUUGCAGACUCUCACGAAUUUGCAGGAGCUGUGGCUCGGGCGUAAUCGAAUUAAAGUUGUGAAUCUGUGUGGUCUCAAGUGCAUCAAAAAAAUUAGUUUGCAGAGCAAUCGUCUCACUUCAAUGACAGGAUUUGAGGGUUGCAUAGCUCUAGAAGAACUAUACAUAAGCCAUAAUGGUAUUACAAAAAUGGAAGGGUUGUCUUCAUUAAUCAAUCUCCGGAUUUUGGAUGUAUCGUCAAAUAAGUUAACUUCGGUGGAUGACAUUGUGAACCUUACACAAUUGGAAGAUUUGUGGCUUAAUGACAACCAAAUAGCAUCACUCGAAGGAACUGCGGAGGCUGUUGGUUCGAGAGAAAAGCUUACCACCAUCUACCUAGAAAAUAACCCAUGUGCCAAGACACCCAACUAUACUGCAACCCUGAGGGAAAUCUUCCCCAACAUCCAACAGAUUGAUUCUCAUGUAUUUUCUUAGAAGUUUUUUGGCUUCAGCCUUCUUAAAAACAGUUGCCUUGAAGCUUUGUCUUUACAAAUUCAUUGCCUAUCAUACUUGCAGAUUCUGGUUUGAAAGAUUGAUGAUUUGGCUCCAUUCAGCUAAUGAAGAGUAUGUUUAUCAACCAUUGCACGAUAUUGGGGUCUGAUCAUUAGUAACCUGACCAAUGAAUAUGCUUGCUAUAUUUUCCUUGCUUUGCAUAUCUUAUGUCGUUUUUUUUUUGGCAACUAAUUUUUGAGAGGUACUGUAACGCUUUACCGGGUUAAUUAUAUUUUCAUUUGUGGUAUACGGAGGGUGUAGUUUACUGCCUAUAACUUCCAUAUAAGAUAGCUCUACAAUUCUUGCAAGA
Cajanus cajan (pigeon pea) is the source of this 1444-nucleotide messenger RNA. RefSeq names its product Leucine-rich repeat (LRR) family protein. Gene Ontology annotation, cellular component: cytoplasm. Gene Ontology annotation, molecular function: protein binding. The record is from RefSeq and is a predicted model, not a curated record. NCBI's taxonomy places the organism in Eukaryota, Viridiplantae, Streptophyta, Magnoliopsida, Fabales, Fabaceae.